Messenger RNA from Labeo rohita (rohu), 1091 nucleotides. Its product is annotated as microfibril-associated glycoprotein 4. Bases 75 to 812 code for a protein of 245 amino acids. Gene Ontology annotation, biological process: elastic fiber assembly. The record is from RefSeq and is a predicted model, not a curated record. The transcript is spliced from 6 exons. Lineage: Eukaryota; Metazoa; Chordata; Actinopteri; Cypriniformes; Cyprinidae.
CGUUGCCUGAACAUUCACAAGAUUCUUCGCCCAUAUACGGUGCACCUGAUCCUCUGAGCUGGACGUCUGAAGCGAUGAUCGCAAACAUGAUUGUGUUGCUGUGUUUGCCUGCGCUGCUGAUGGGUGCUUAUGUGGUCAAAUCGGAUUGUUUUCUUGCAAAAGACUGCUCUGAUAUUUAUGAGAGUGGAUAUACUACCAGUGGCGUGUACUCAGUUUCCUCAAUAGAUGGACCAAUGCAGGUCUACUGUGAGAUGGUCUCUGGUGAACAAAAUGACCAAGGACACUGGACGGUGAUUCUCAGGCGAAUGGAUGGCGAGGUGAAUUUCUUUAGGGCAUGGGAGAGUUAUAAAUGGGGUUUUGGUAAUAAAGAAGGCGAAUACUGGCUGGGUUUAGAGUUUCUUCACCAGCUGACACGCAGAUAUCAGUAUAGACUCAGAGUAGAUUUGGAGGAUUUUGAAGGCAAGAAGGUUUAUGCUGUGUACGAGUCUUUCUCUGUGGACGGUGAGGCUGAUGGGUACAAACUGCAUGUGAGCGGCUUUGUAAAUGGAGGAGCAGGUGAUUCUUUGACUUAUCACAAUGGAAUGAAGUUCUCCACCUUUGACAAAGACCAAGACCUUUCAGAAGGGAACUGUGCUAUGAAAUACUAUCAAGGAGGGUUUUGGUACAACAAUUGUUAUAAAACAAACCCCACUGGUCACUAUUUGCAGAAGAAAGAUAAUACAGCAACAGAUAUUGGAGCCACUUGGUACUACUGGAAGAACAACUGGAAAUCUAUGAAGUCCAUCACCAUGAAGAUCAGACGUGUAAAGUAGAGCAGGAGUUUCCAUCCUUUACAUAUGCUUUACUGCAGCUUGUGCACAACGGUAUGCAUGCAUGUGGAGCUUUCUUAGCAUAUGGUAACAAACAAGUCCUGUGACUUUUUAUGAUGACAAAUAUUUCCAAAUGUGAAAAAACCUCAAACUUAACACAUACUGUCUUCUGUGAAAAUAUAUAAAGAAGAACUUGACAGGUUCUUCACUAGCAAAACCUCUGUAUCCCACUGCAGCAGCUGGAAUUACAUCUGUCUGAAGAAAUAAAAGUUUAUUAUCAAA